Molecule: messenger RNA, 3209 nt
Organism: Cercospora beticola
Lineage: Eukaryota; Fungi; Ascomycota; Dothideomycetes; Mycosphaerellales; Mycosphaerellaceae
Gene: PEP3
Product: tethering complex subunit PEP3
Biological process (GO): endosome organization; vacuole organization; organelle fusion
Cellular component (GO): HOPS complex; endosome
Molecular function (GO): protein-macromolecule adaptor activity
Source: RefSeq, a predicted model, not a curated record
CAAGCAGCUCUUGGGAGGUCAACUUUGCUGCCUACAGAUUACGAUGACCCGAUAACACAUGGCUUUGGAUCCGACGAGCGGCUAUGCUGCUGCUGGCGGCACGCAAGACGAUGCGCUGCCCAUCUUCGAGGUGCAGCGCGUGCAGAUGAAGUUCGACAUCUCCGCCGAUUUCGUGGCCGCCCAAGUCGCCAACAACGUGCUCGUGCUCGCCUUGUCUACAGGACGACUACUGCGAUUCGACCUGGACAACGCCGCCGAUAUCGACGACAUCGACUUGCCGAAACGUCCAGCUGAAAUCGGUGUCAUUCGAAAGCUGUUCAUCGAUCCAUCUGCGUCGCAUCUGCUCAUCUCCACUACGCUUGGGGAGAACUACUACCUACAUGUGCAGUCACGGCAACCGAAGCCACUAAACAAGCUCAAAGGCGUGCAGAUUGAAAGCGUGGCCUGGAACUCGUCUCUGCCGACGUCGUCUACGAGAGAGAUCCUGCUGGGCACGACAGACGGGAACAUCUACGAGACAUACAUCGAGCCCAGUACCGAAUUCUACAGGAGCUCGGAGAAGUAUCUUCGCAAUGUCUACAAUCCCCAAGAUGGAGCUGUGGUGGGCCUAUACGCAGAUGUGGUGGUGCAAAAGCCGGAAACGCGGAGAGUGCUGGUAGCGACACAACACAAGCUGCAGCACUUUGUAGGCAGAACCGGAGGACGUGGUUAUGAGUCGGGUGGCUCCAUAUAUGCAAAGCUGUUCGAGAGCGAGACGCCGAACGAACAUGCGAUUGGACAUGCAGGAGGGCAAGCACCUUCUUGCCUGGCCACCUCCCCCGACUCUCCAGAUGGCCUUCACGCCAGCUUUGAAGGGCAUGACGCGGAGCGGGCAUAUGCUUGGCUGAAUUCACAAGGAAUUUAUCAUGGCAAUCUCAUUACGGAAGUGCCUGACCUCGUCACGCUUGGCAAGCAAGUCUUUCGCGAGUCGAAGAUGUUCCCUCAAUCCAAGCUACCACCCGUGCAAGCAGCAAGUGGGCGUAACCGAGCCACGCAACCCAACAUCGCUUCUAUGAUUCUCACUCAAUUCCAUAUGAUCGCACUAGUUGAAGGACGACUGACUGGCAUCAAUCGUUUAGACGAAUCGAUCGUGUAUAACCAGCAAAUCCUGGAGACUGGACAGAACAGCCUAGGCUUGUUCGCCGAUCAUCAAAAGAACACUUACUGGCUCUUUACGCCUCAAGAGAUAUUCGAGAUCGUGGUGAAUGAUGAAUCACGCGAUGUCUGGAAGAUCAUGCUGCAACAAGGACAGUACGAGACAGCACAGCGAUAUGCCAAAACACCAGAACAGAAGGACGUUGUCGCCACGAUGACCGGCGAUCACCUCAUUUCACAAGGCAAAUUUGCGGAGGCUGCCACCAUCCUUGGAAAGAGCACAAAGGCAUUCGAAGACGUCGCACUCAGUUUCAUCGACAAAGGCGAGCACGAUGCUCUGCGCAAGUACCUGCUGGUCAAACUUGGCUCGCUUAAGCGAAGCAAUACUAUGCAGCGUACCAUGCUGGCUAGUUGGAUGGUGGAGCUGUUCAUGACCAAGCUCAACCAGCUAGACGAUGCAAUUUCCACCAAGGCCGAUCUCACGGCAAGUGGUACCACAGCGAGCGACACAGAAAGACAAUUACCUGCUGUUCGCAAGGAGUUCCAGGACUUCGUAUCGAAGUACAAGGCGGACCUUGAUCGCAAGACCACCUAUGAGAUCAUCAGUGCACAUGGCCGAGAAGAGGAAUUACUCUUUUUCGCAAAUGUGGUAGAGGACUACAACUAUGUCCUGUCGUACUGGGUGAACAGAGAGCGGUGGCACGAAGCGAUGACUGUUCUGACCAAGCAAACGGACCCGGACAUGUUUUAUCGCUAUAGCACUGUGCUUAUGUCGCACGUCGCUAGCGACUUAAUCCAAGUACUCAUGCGCCAAACGGCCCUGGACACGAAGAAAAUCAUUCCCGCUCUGCUCAACUACAACAAAGUGCACGGUGGCAAUGUGUCACUCAAUCAGAAUCAAGCAGUACGUUACUUGCAGUUCUGCAUCAACCACACGCACUCCACGGAACCAGCUGUUCACAAUACGCUAAUAUCGAUUUAUGCGGCGCAUCCUACACAAGAUGAGACCGCAUUACUUCAAUACCUUCAAGCACAAUCACAGAAUAACGACCAGUUCUACGAUGCCGACUUCGCUCUGCGACUAUGUAUUACUCACAAACGUGUGCGGUCAGCGGUACACGUGUACACGACUAUGCGGCAGUACGCAUCCGCCGUGGAUCUUGCACUCAAACAUGACCAAGUCGAGCUUGCAGCUGAUGUUGCCGAUCGUCCUGACAAUGAUGCCGCGCUACGGAAGAAGUUAUGGUUGCGAGUUGCAAAGAAAGUCAUAGGACAGACAAAAAGCAUCAAAUCUGCGAUCGAAUUCUUGAAGCGUUGCGAGCUCCUGCGUAUCGAGGAUCUCAUUCCAUUCUUUCCAGAUUUCGUCAUCAUUGACGACUUCAAAGAGGAGAUUUGCGCUGCUCUGGAAGAGUAUUCUCGCACCAUCGAUGCUCUCAAGCAGGAAAUGGACGAGUCAGCGAGUACGGCACAAAAUAUCAAACAGGAUAUCGCAGCACUUGAUCAGAGAUACGCGAUAGUCGAGCCCGGCGAAAGGUGCUGGGAGUGUCGGCUUCCGCUGCUCAUGCGACAAUUCUUCGUUUUUCCUUGCCAGCAUGCGUUCCAUGCGGACUGUCUCGGCGAGAAAGUCAUGAAGAUGGCUGGUAUGGGGAGAGGUAAGAGGAUCAGAGAACUGCAGAAGGAGAUCGGAAGAGGUGUUGCGUUGGGUAAGAGGAGAGAGGGAAUGGUAAGAGAGUUGGACGGGCUUGUUGCGGGAAGCUGUAUCUUAUGCAGCGAUCUGGCUGUCAAGCAGGUCGACGAGCCAUUCAUAACUGCUGCAGAUGAUCCCAAAGACUGGGCGAUAUGACCGGGGCCGAAAACCUGCUAUCGGUCGCUACGAUUUAGUCCUCUAUGAUACCCCAAAAUACAAGUCCUGCCACGAUGUACAGACACUAGGAGCUUUCGUGUUGAUAGCACAUCCUGGGACUCUCAUCUUGUUCUGCGAAAAGCUGAAACGUAAAGACGUGGCAGAGGCAGAACAUUUACUUACCCGCCAUUGAAUAUUGAUUGUCGACAAAUCAAAGCAAGCUUACGUCACA